This is a messenger RNA of Strigops habroptila (Kakapo), 2324 nucleotides long. RefSeq names its product voltage dependent anion channel 3 (gene VDAC3). Gene Ontology annotation, molecular function: voltage-gated monoatomic anion channel activity. NCBI's taxonomy places the organism in Eukaryota, Metazoa, Chordata, Aves, Psittaciformes, Psittacidae. Gene Ontology annotation, cellular component: mitochondrial outer membrane. Gene Ontology annotation, biological process: monoatomic anion transmembrane transport. Bases 1074 to 1928 code for a protein of 284 amino acids. The transcript is spliced from 10 exons. The record is from RefSeq and is a predicted model, not a curated record.
AGUAGGUAGCGGCGGGGCCCGCGGGGCUGGACCCUCCGGCGCUGCCCGGCCCCGGCCUCGGCCUCGGCCUCCUCCUCCUCGAGUCACCUUUGCCGCGGCGGGGCCGGGCCAGAGCCCCGGAGGGAAGGGAAGGGGGAGGCGGGGUCCUCCGGCGGCGCUGGCGCGUCCUCGGGUGUGGCGGCGCGGGGCCGGCGGGCGGGCCGGGGCCUUGCGCGGAGCGCACCGGGUGCUCGCCCCGCGGAACGCGAGUUCCUGGGGUCGGCGGUGGGGGGGGGCCCGGCGGGCUGCGCUCCGUUACCCGUUGCGUAACGCGCGCCGGUAGCGGCCGGGGCGGAGGCCGCGCCGCUCGGGAGCGCGCCCGCGGCUCCGGCGUGCCGUGCGGGGCCGCGCUGCGGCGGCAGGGCAGUAACGGUGCAGCGGCGGCUCGGCUCGGUGCUGCGCUUUGGGGUCGGUUUGGGGUCUUUCCCGUUACUCCAUAAGCCGCUGUUGGGGGUCUCCUGUUUGCUGCUUCACCGCAGUGCCCCGUUCGGUGUCACCUCUGAGCAGCUCGGCUCGUUGUGCACCGCAUCCGGAGAUGGCAGCGUUAAGCAUCAGUUGCCCCCAACCUUUUAUUCCUUGAUGUGAUUUCUCCUGUGGUGGUUGUACUCAUUUUAUUGCUGUGGGAGGGAGAAUCAAAGCACAAGGUUAAGGAGCCUUUGUUUAAAACCGAUGAGUAUGGCACCUUAGUUCUACAUCGCUGCCAAAACUGCUUCUUUUCCCACGUCAUGUUGUGUUUUAUCUCCACUGUUAUUGCAUCUGAUUGAUGGAGACCAAUUCAAAUCUAGCGUUAAUAGUUGUGGAACUGUGAGCUCAGUUCCUCUAAGUUCUGGCUUGCAGGUAGAGCUGUUGGUAUCACUGUUCCAGUUAGUCUUUCCAGUAACAAAUGGGGGAUCAGGGAUUUCUGGUGUCAGGUAUUGCAGAGAAGAAUAUCAACAAAUGCAUCAGCUGUAAGAAGAGAGUUGCCCUUAAAAUCAAUCAGUCAAAAGCAUCAUCUUUGGCUGCUUUUUUCCCUAUUUUUUUCUGGACCAGAUCCAAUGGCUGUCCCACCAGCAUACAGUGACUUGGGAAAGUCUGCCAGGGAUGUAUUCAACAAGGGGUAUGGAUUUGGAAUGGUCAAGUUAGAGUUCAAGACCAAGUCUUCCAGUGGGGUGCUGGAAUUCACUGCAACUGGUUCUUCCAACACAGACACAGGCAAGGCUUCAGGCAGUCUAGAGACCAAAUACAAGCUCAAGGACUAUGGACUUAUAUUCACACAGAAGUGGAACACAGACAACACAUUGGGAACAGAAGUUUCCAUGGAGGAUCAGUUGAUUGAAGGAUUGAAGGUGGCUGUUGACACUACAUUUGUACCAAACACAGGGAAGAAGGGUGGAAAGUUGAAGACCUCCUACAAAAGAGAUUAUGUAAAUCUAGGCUGCAACAUAGACAUUGAUCUCUCUGGACCAACCAUCUAUGGCUGGGCAGUGUUGGGCUAUGAGGGCUGGCUUGCUGGCUACCAGAUGGCUUUUGAUACAGCCAAAUCUAAGCUUUCACAAAAUAACUUUGCCUUGGGAUACAGGGCAGGAGACUUUCAGCUGCACACUAAUGUGAAUGAUGGCACCGAGUUUGGUGGGUCUAUUUAUCAGAAGGUUAAUGAUAAGGUUGAGACAUCAGUCAAUCUUGCAUGGACUGCUGGCAGUAACAACACACGUUUUGGUAUUGCUUCUAAGUACCAACUGGAUGAGAAGACUUCCCUUGUGGCUAAAGUGAAUAAUGCCAGCCUGAUUGGAAUUGGUUACUCUCAUGCCCUCCGACCUGGCAUAAAGCUGACCCUCUCAGGCUUGAUUGAUGGCAAGAAUUUCAGUGCUGGAGGUCACAAAGUUGGGCUGGGAUUUGAGCUGGAAGCUUAAUGCAGCUUUAAGUGAAGCUACAGGUGGUGCUCUGAAGGAUAAAGGAGAAGUGUACCCAGUAUGUUUCGGCCUUAAUAUUACUCUGAAAUUCCAAGAAGUGUGAACUUUCUACUCUUCCAAAGAAUCAUUUCAGCCCAACACUGAAGUCCAGAGACUGCCAGCACAUCAAAGGAAGAUACUUGAAGGCAUGCAUGGAAGUUGUGAUGUAUGUGCCACAUUUCACUUCGGUUUCCCACAUGUUCCUAAAACCAGAAGAAAAUCCCACCUCUCCCCAUUAUUGUAUUGCAUCCUGCAUGUCUCACACUUCAUCACCUUUUAUAAAAGGUGGGCUCUGUGCUGUAGCAGCAACUUGGAUUUACAUCAGAGUGAAAUAAAGUGGUCCCAGUUAGAACAUAA